CGUUCUCGUGGAUUGGCGCUCUGCCAUCUUUGAUUGUGCGACAGGCCGCGGCGCGAGCGGGGCCCUCUCUCGAGUGCAGCAGAGCCCAGUCUCAGCACGAGACCGCGAGAAACCGCUAACCGUCCGUUACUGCUCACCUCAUACCGGCGGUGCAAACGGACAGAGAUAAAUACGACGAAAAGACGCGGAGCCGAAACGAGCGCACCUCCUUUUCUCGCGUGUGGAGGAGGUUUUGUUGGUCGCUAGCUUUUCGGCUAGCUGCAGCGGUGUGGGAAUAGCAUAGCACGAGCUUUUGUAAUCCACAGCCGGUCGCACACAUUUAAACACACGCGCAAUACCAAGCGGGCCGGGAUACGAAAUCUUUGGACGGACUACACGAUAUACCUGAGGAGAGAGUCAGGACCGGCGGAUACAGGAGCUGGUUCUGAGGGGUGAGACCGCUGGACCAGACUCAAUGAGUUUCCAGCGAAAUGUCCGAGAAGUCAGGGCAGAGCACCAAGGCAAAGGAUGGCAAGACCAAGUAUGCAACCCUUAGCCUCUUCAACACCUACAAGGGCAAGUCUCUGGAGACCCAGAAAACUGCAGUUGCCGCCAGACAUGGGCUCCAAAGUUUGGGCAAAGUUGCGGCCAGUCGGCGUAUGCCCCCUCCGGCCAAUUUGCCCAGCCUAAAAGCAGAAAACAAAGGCAACGACCCCAACGUUAGCAUCGUACCCAAGGACGGCAGCGGGUGGGCCUCCAGACAGGAUCAGCCAGGAGACGAACGGCAACAAGAGACCCCUCCACCCCAGCCCAAGCCAAUUGUGACCCAGACCUCCGAUGUCCCUGUCGUAGGCAGCCGCUCCUGGGCCAACAGCAAGCAGCCUGGGCAAAUAGACGGUGCUCCUCGGAUGAGCAGUCAGUUCCAUCAUGAGUUUCCAAGUUUGCAGGCAGCGGGUGAGGUCGAAAAAACAGCCGAGCAGGAAGAUGAGCCCUAUGGACCGGGCCCAAGCCUCAGGCCUCAGAAUGUGGGAAGCUGGCGAGAAGGUGGAGGCAGAAACUUAAAUGUUGUUCCCAGCCCCUCAGAGGCAGACAGUAAGCCCUCUGAGGAGUCGGGAGUGGGUCGAGGCACACCAUCUCCCUCAGGGGACUCUGAUGAGGCAAACAAACCCUCUGCUGGGGAGGGAAGAGAAAAGCGAGAUGCCAGAGACCGUCUCCCACCUGCUGGUCCUCAGCAUAAACUGAAUGGUGGGCAGCAGCCACCUGGAGGCAUGUCAUCACAGUUUCAUGCCCAGUUUAGGAGCAUGAUGCCGCCAUAUAUGUUCAAUGCUUACCCUCGUGGGCCCUUUCCACCUGUACAAGGCAAUUUUAGAUACCCUGGACAACAGGAAAUGUCUAAGGGUCUGCGGCCUGGUGUUAGACCAUCAAAACCUUCCUCUCAGCAAUGGCUACAGGGCCCAGACCGACCAUCAAUCGUUAGUGCCACUGAAUUAAAAGAGCUAGACAAUCUGGACACAGAGGCAGAUGAAGGCUGGGCAGGUGCCCAAAUGGAAGUUGACUAUACUGAGAAAUUAAACUUUAGCGAUGAUGAGGAGAACCACGCGCCUAAAGAUAAAGGAGAUAACUGGGAUUGGAUGGCUAAAGUGGAUCGUAUGCGGGCAAGAAACGCUGAUGCCCAGGAGGGAUGGAAAGAAGUAGCAGAAGAAAGAUCUGACGGCAAAAGCUCAUGGGUAGAGAAUGUGGACCCCAGGGCUCCCUCACCAGGCAACAUUGGCCAUUAUAGCAAGACGGCACCUCCCCAGGACCAACAGGGACAUACACUUGUGCGUUCUAUGGGAAGUGGUGGUCCUCGUGUUACAAAGCCACCAACCGGAGCACCCCCUACUGGUGAGGAGGAAACAGAGGCAUGGCGACAAAAACGAAAGAAGCAGUCAGAGCUUUCAGAGGCUGUUGAACGUGCCCGAAGACGACGUGAAGAGGAGGAACGCCGCAUGGAGGAACAGAGACUUGCCGCAUGCAAAGAGAAACUUAAGCAGCUCGAGGAGAAACAACGACCUACUACGACUAUAGAAACUACUAAACCAACUGUGCAAGCUCGCAGUGAUCACCAGGAAGUGACUGAAACUGUGCCUAAACUACCUGCUGAAACUCCUCCACCUCAGCCAGCACCUCCCUCUGCACAGCAACCAUGUCCCCCUAUGCCAACCCAUGAAAGGACAGAGCCCAGUGUGGAGGAGGUGCCUCAGUUUGUUACCCGGCAGCCUAGCCCUCCAGUCCACAGGACUGCACCAGAGCCUCAGAUCAAGGUUGAUACUGCUGUAACCGAGGAGGUGCAUAGACAGGUGGAGAGACAACCAAUGAGAGACUACUUCAGUGCUGAGGAAUCCAGAGUUGAGGAGCCUCCGAUCUCUUUGUCCAGAUUGGAUCACUGUGUUACUGAAGAUGCACCUCUUCCACAACUGGAUAAUGAAGGAGAUACGGGAGCUGCUGUUCGUCCUUCAGUAACCUCUGGAUAUUCUAAACAGUUCCAGAAGUCUUUGCCACCCAGAUUUCUCAGACAACAGGAACAGCUCAAACAACAGCAGUGGCAGCAGCAGCAGCAGCAACAACAACAACAACAGCAGCAGCAGGGUGGAGGUGGUCCAGUCUCUCCCUCAGGAGGUUCUGUUCCCCCUCAGCACCGAUCCCUCUACCAACCUAUUGGCCCUCACCACCAACACCUUGCCUCGAUGGGCUUUGACCCACGCUGGAUAAUGAUGCAAUCAUACAUGGACCCCCGUAUUAUGUCUGGGCGGCCACCAAUAGACAUGCCUCCUAUGCACCCUGGGAGAAUGCCUCCAAAGCAACUGGUACGACGAGAGCCCACAGACAACAGCAGUUCUGGAUCAGACUCAUUUGAUCAUCUAACCCGACCAAUCAGAGAACAUGGUGUUCCAAGUGAGCCCCGAAUGGUCUGGGGUUCUGAGCCUUAUCCCCAGACGGAGUCUUUGUCCUCAUCUGCUGCUGCUAAAGUACGAGAUGAUGGAAAAGAGUCAAGAUUGGAUGCUGGUCUGGAGCUGGACAGAGGACUUUCAGGUGUCUAUUCCCAGGACCAUAGCCCACUGGAGCCUCGUGGCAAAAGCGACUUUUUUAGGGAUUCAUCUGAGCCCUUGUCUGCAUUUAGUCAUGUUACUGAGGAUGUACCGAGUCUACUACAGACCGAAAGAGCUCCAGUCAUCUCUUCAUUUGAGCCAGAGGAGGUUCCUCUCUCUUCUUCAGAGGAGGUGGAUGCUAUUGGUCAAGCUGUGCUGAAAAGGAGUGUAUCUCAAGGCUCUAGUCAUUCUCUGAAACUGGAUGAGCCUAGAUUUGAAGGUCUUACCAUAGCACAGAAAAAAACACUGGAUUUUUCUGAUCCUGUGGAAAGGCCAGAGGACAAAUCCAGAAAAGAAACCUUUGGGCAAGGGUCUGUGAUUAACAACCGUUCAACCCCUCCUGUGUCUAAUGAUGGUAUGCACAAAACGGACAAGCUGAACUUACCUGCACCCAACAAGCAGAAGUCUGAGAUGCGCUGGGGGCCUCGUGGGUCAGGGGGCGGAAGAAGAGAGGGACCCGGAGGUGAGCGUCCGGUUAGGAGAUCUGGACCUAUUAAGAAGCCUGUUCUUCGGGACAUGAAGGAAGAGAGAGAGCAAAGGAGAGAGAAAGAAGAGCAGCAUGGACGUGGGGAGCAUUCAAGAAAAGAGGGUGGUGCUGGCAAAGGUGCCACUUCAGCUGCUAAACUUAUGUCAGAUGGAGCAAAGCCAUCUGGAGAGGGGAAGAAGGGAGCGGUCGAAGCUGAGGCAGGAGCGACUACUGUUGGAGCAAAAUCCAGAGAUCAGGAGACAACAGCGAGUUCUGCAGCCACAGCUGGUGCAGAAGAAAAGGUAGAUAAGCCUGUGUCAAGUGACAAACGUCCUGAACCCAAACUACCAUCACGCAAGGAGUCCAACCUUCCUCCUAGAUCUUACCGCAGAGAGGAGAGAGAGCGAGACAGAGAACGUGACCGAGACCGAGAGAGGGAUAGAGAAAUGGAAAGAGAUAAGGACUGGCCGUCUGAUGCCAAUUUUAAAGGCCGUGGCAGAGGAGAGUACUAUUCCCGUGGCCGGAGUUACAGAGGCAGCUAUGGUGGAAGAGGCAGAGGUGGUCGUGGCCGGAGUCGAGGGGAUCACCCGUACAGAGAGCCACGAUCACGUCAUGAUUUGCCAUUAAGUGCGCCGGGUGGUGCUGCUGCUUUCCGUUGCAGAGAAGAAAGUGAAACGCGGAGUGAGAGUUCAGACCUUGAAGUCUUACCCAAGCGCAGACGCAGGCGAGGCUCAGACACAGACUCUGAAAGCGAAGGCAGAGAAUCUGCUAGCGACACCGGAGCUUCAGACCGUGAGCCUAGUACCAAACCUAGCAGGCCGAUCCGACGUGAGCUGCCAGAAUCCCGCCCCUCUAAACCUGCCUCGGGAUUUUCGACUGGACAUUUUUCUGAAAAAUCAGGACCUCGGGAUGAGGAGGGACGGCCAAAGCCAGGUUUUCUGUUAAAAGGUGAGGCUUCGCGACGGGGCAGGGGUGGCUUGCACGGCAGGAGAGGAGGUGGUAGAGAACGAGGCAGCCACAGAUCUGCCCCUUUUCGUCGGGCCCCUGUCAAAGAGGGCUCUCAGUGGCCCUCCAAACCCAUGGAGACCUUCCGGCCAGAGGAAGCAGAUACCUCGCGUACCGACAGCACACCCUCGGAACGACGUCACACCAAAUAUGACAACAAGAAAAUGGGAGAGGGUGGACAAAAUGUCAGAGAGAGACCUCGGAGACCACGAGCAGCACGCCCUCCCAGACAGGAUAAACCCCCACGAUUUCGAAGACUUAAGGAACGUGAGGCAGCAGUCGUCUCUGGAGACGUUACACCUAACGUGUCAGGACCUACAUCUGUCUCUCCAACAUUGUCUAAAGCUCCUGGAUCUCAUGUAAGGUUGCCUGAAGGAGUGGUCGAUGCCAACACAGCAUCUUCUUACACUCCUGAUGUGACUCCUGAGCUUCCUAUCUCAGAGGUACUUCCUGAAGCGCGAGCCACCACGAUAGUUGCUGCUGGCAGCAAAUCCCCUGAUUUGUCCAAUCAGAACUCUUCUGACCAGGCGAAUGAGGAGUGGGAGACGGCUUCUGAGAGCAGUGACUUCAAUGAACGCAGAGAGCGAGAGGACAGAAAGCAACUCGAAGCAGCGGUGACCGCAACCACAUCCAGUUCCUCUGCACCUGUACAGAUUUGUGGGCCACAGGGCAAGUUAUCUACAGAAGGUGUGCCUAUCCAAAAAAGAGAAUCGGCCGCAGCAGCCAAAAGGAGCUUUUCCAGUCAGCGGCCUGUGGAUCGGCAGAACCGACGAGGAAAUAGCGGGCCUAAACCAGGUCGGGGAUAUGGUGGAGGCAAGGGCGAGAGAAGAGGAGGAUCUGGAGCCAAAUCUGGACGCAGAGGGGCUCCUAUGCAGAAUACUGAGGUCACUCAGAUCGGUACAGGUCAGAAGACUGGGAAAGAAUCGGCACCCAGCCGCAGGCGAGAAGAAGCAAAGCAAGCUGUCAAAAAACCCAAAGAGAAGGAAAACGCUCUAUCUCAGUUCGAUCUGAACAACUAUGCCAGUGUGGUGAUCAUUGAUGACCAUCCAGAAGUUACAACACUGGAGGAUUCCCAGUCGAAUAUGAACGACGAUGGGUUCACCGAGGUUGUUUCACGAAAACAGCAGAAACGUCUUCAGGAUGAGGAAAGAAGGAAGAAAGAAGAGCAAACUGCUCAGAACUGGUCUAAAAAGGGCUCUGGAGAGAAGGGUCGAGGAGGCGGUGGUUCGAAAUUGCCUCCACGUUUUGCCAAGAAGCAGCAACAGCAGCAGCAGCAGCAAGGAAUGGCAGCAGGACAGCAGCAACCUUCAGCCCCGGCUGGACCGACCCAGUCUGUACCCCAGCAGCCUCAACCACAGCCAGCCAUCUCUGUGUCACAGCACAAUCUGUCCACAUCCAAUCAGAGCACCAGCUCACCCCAACCGCUAGAGGGUGCUGUAGCGCCUCUGGCCCCCGCACCUGUAGACUUUCCUCCAAAGAGCCAGACCCACAACACACUCGGUACUGAACUGUGGGAGAACAAGGUGGCUGGCUCCACCGUUCUCUCUGAUGUGAAGAAACUUGGACCUAUCAGCCCUCCCCAGCCUCCCUCUGUUAGUGCCUGGAACAAACCUCUCACUUCAUUUACAGGGACCGUUACACCUGAGGGUGUGAAAGCGGGCACAGAAAGUGGUGUUGAGCUGGGCAUGGACAGUAUCCAGUUUGGUGCCCCAUCUUCAUCAGGCAGCACUGAUAGUGACGGCGUGCCUACCCUGCUGGAGAAAACCUCUGACAAUAAACUACCUGAACCCAAAGAGCAGAGGCAGAAGCAGCCUCGUGCUGGACCUGUCAAACCUCAGAAGCUGCCUGAAAUCCCUCCUCCAGAACACAAGGAAUACAAACCUGGUCCCAUUGGUAAAGAGCGUUCUCUCAAGAACCGUAAAGCUGCUAAAGACGUGCGCCAGUCCGACGGAGAGGGCCUGGAUAAAAGUGGAGCUGGAAGCGGUAGAGACAGAGACUCGAGCUCACCCACUAAAGACAAGGUUCCUGAGCUGGGUGGAGACAUUGAGGGCAUGAUCACGGCUCCAUCAGCAGAAUACUCCAGCAGCUCAAAGGAAUCUGUGACUGACUACACAAUCCCAUCCUCCUCAUUGGCUGACAAUGUCCCCACUGCAGGGACCAAGAUGGAGGAGAGCCUGGUGGCACCUGUGGCACUUCCUCAUUCAUUGCCUCUUCCACGAAGAGAAGCACUACAGCAGGGUUCUGGCCUCACCAAUGUCUCUCCCGCUACUGUUGACCUCACGCUUAAAAUGGAGUCAGCGCGUAAAGCAUGGGAAAACUCUCCUAGUCUCGUGGAGAAGAGCUCUCCGGUCACCUCCUCUGCCUCCCCCAUCACAAGUGGAGGAGGAGCAGGCAGUGCCCCCUUCAACUCCUUCUCCAGUGCAUCUGUGCCUCAGAUACCCGUGGCCUCUGUUACUCCCAGCACCUCCCUAUCAGGAUCUGCAACCUACACAACGUCGUCUCUCAGUACAAAGAGCACGUCAGCGUCUGACCCUCCCAACAUCUGUAAAGUAAAGCCCCAGCAGUUGCAGAGUUCAGGAAUGUCCAGUAGUAACUUCUCGCAGCUGGGCUGUGCACCCUCUCUCUUACCACAGCAGCAGACCCCACAGGUGUUCGUAUCCCAGUCUGCAGCAGGUUCUGCAGCCCAAAUCCCAGCCUUCUACAUGGACACCAGUCACUUGUUCAGUACUCCUCACCCUCGCUUGGCUCCUCAGUCUUUAGCCCAGCAACAAGGAUAUCAGCCUGGACUCUCACAGCCCACAGCAGUGCAGCAGAUCCCCAUUCCCAUCUACGCUCCCAUGCAGGGGCAACACCAGCACCAGGCCCAGAUGGGUCUGAACACUGGACCUCCUGUGUCUCAACCUCAAGACCUCUUCAGUUCAUCCUUGCAGCCCUACAGUUCAUCUCUUCACAGGUCACAGCAGGCGUUCAUGCAGAAUAGCCUCUCCCAGACAUCCCCCAUGAUGCUGUCUGGGACACCGCUUCACAGUUACCCCGGUGUUCAACACCAAGACCUGGGCAAGCCUCAGUCCAGCCUGGCUUUUCAGCAGACCUCAAACACUCAACAUAUCCCCAUCCUGUUUGAACCUCAGCUAAACCAGCCGUCUGGCAUGGGAGGAUCACAGCUGAUAGAUACGCACCUGCUGCAGCGUCAGGGAAUGAGUCAGCACUCAAACUUGUACUCGGGACCAGCGGCGGUCCAGCAGCAGAACAGCUAUUACAGCUCAACACAGAGUGCCAGUUCUGCCCUGCAGCUGGGGCCCGUUCCUGGUUCGCAGUUGUCUUUGCCCAACUUCGGCUCUGGUGGUGGUCAGCCUCUCCUGGCUUUGCCCCAGUCCCUGCCUCCAACCCCUCCACAAGCCCAGGGCCCCAGCCUCAACCGCCAGCCUCCGAGCAAUCAGCCCUACCGCGGCCUUAUUGGUCAGAAUACACACAGCAUGAUGCAGCCUUCCAAUAAGAUGUGUGAGAUGGAUCUGAAACUCUUUAGUGGUGGAAUGGAUCUCAAACCUGGAACUCCACCUGUCAGCGCAAGAAGCACUACUCCCACUUCUAGCCCUUAUAGGGCAAGUUCAACAAGCCCCAGCAGUCAGUCUAGCAAGAUGAACAGCAUGCUGUAUCCCAAACAGUUUCAGUCUGCAUCUGCGGGAAUGCGCAUUGCCCAGCACUUCCCAGGACAGUUCAACCCACAGAUGUUGUCUCAGGCCAACAUGGUGUCUCCACUGGUGCGUCCAACCCAUGCGAACUCCUAUCCUGGAGGAGUGCAGCGUUCACCCAUGGGUCCCCCUAUGUCCCCUAACCUGGGUGGUGGAGGACUGAUGCCCCACCCUAGACCCCAACAUCCUCCACCCCAACACCCUCCACGUGGACCCUCUGGCCCGCCUUUAGCUCCCCGCGGCACACAGGCUGCCCUGAAAGCAGAACAGGACCUUAAGGCUAAACAGAGAGCUGAGGUUUUGCAAUCCACCCACAAGUUCUUCUCCGAGCAACAACAGCUGAAGGCUCCAGUCAGCAAGUCCAUUCGCAUGGAAGUGACAGUCAAACCUACCGACAGCAUCACAUCGAAUCACCAGGGGGCGCCACCCGACCGCGCAGAAUCUGACAAGCCUGCAACCCUAGCGACAACCAAACCUAUCCGGACGGGUCCAAUCAAACCACAGGCCAUCAAACCAGAGGAGAGCAAAUAGGAACUGCUUCAGUAAGGACACACAGAUCGGAGUAACGCAUUGGGAGGUCUGAUGCAAGAGGGGCAAUGUUUUACAGCACCUAGAGUCUAGAGAGAUGGAGGUUUAUUGUGAGGUGCUGUGCAUUUCUCUCACAUUUACUGUGCCCUUUUCCUUCCUCAUUAUUUUAUCAGUACUUCUCUCCUCCACUGGGGUUGGCAUUAAGUCGAAAGCGCCCCUUUAUUGUGUGAACUGUACAUGUCCAGUGAACAAUGAAGGUAGACAUCAUGAAUCACUUGCUGCUGAGAACACCAUUUUUAUAGCAAUAUUUACUUUUUUCACCUGUCCCCAUCUAGAAACACAUUUUAGGAAGGCUGAUGUUUUCGCCUACAUUGCAUCUUUAUUUUCUCAAGCAACCUUUUAAGUUAUGGCAAUAGAGAGGUGAUGAAAUGUGUAAGCAUCCUGACGCAUAUCAUCUGCACUCUUAUGUCUCACCUUAACCACAUGUAUUGGCCUUAACAAUGCUUAGGCCAUCGUUCCGGUGGAUUAGGACUUUAUUACGGAUGUAUCCGAUUAAUUCGAUGAUUGCAGUCUCCACUGUGAGCCUUCCCUCCUGCCUUCUCGGUAGUCUAUGCCUGCAAGAAUUGAAGGUUGGGUUUGUGCACAAGUGCACAGAAGAACCGCUAGCCAAAGGUUAGGCAUCGAAAGACCCGAAUCCUUUUAGAUGAAUAUAUAUGAUUUUGACGAAAAGAUAGCUCUGCUCACUCAACAGAUUGCAGAAUUAUGAUGGAAUGUUUUCUUUUGUAAACGGUUAUUCCAGACCAGGCCUAUGUUUGUGUCCUAAGCGUAAGCCCCUCCCCUUUUCUGUGACCGUAAGGACAGAGGUAGACACGCCCCCCUUCUCAAACGAACUCCGGUCUUUCAACCUUUCCACAAAGCUCCCAACCAUGCUGCUGACCAGCUCUGACUCUCCUGACCAAUCACUGCAGAGGAGGGGCGGGGUUUGGGUUGGGGCGAGUGGUCAAGCAAUUUAGGUUCAGUACUAAAGAACGUACGCUGUUUUGGUAACCACGGGCCUAUGAGUAUGUAAGGUCUUCAAGCCACUCCUCCUGGGUUGCUAUUACAAAGAUAGAAGGGGCACACAAAUGGGUUUCGGUAAGGCCCCCAUUACUUGUUUGUUUAGUAUGAACGAACUACAAGCAGAAGGGGAGGAGAGGGAGUUGAAUUUUUUUGUUUUUUUCUUUUGUUUUACUUGUACAGGGGUUAAAUCGCCGUAUUAAAAUAUGUAAGGUCUUAUUUACAUUCUCCUGGUUUGGUUACAGAAACUAAUAAAAUAAAAUGCUGUUAAACAUAA
Messenger RNA from Misgurnus anguillicaudatus (oriental weatherfish), 10131 nucleotides. NCBI's taxonomy places the organism in Eukaryota, Metazoa, Chordata, Actinopteri, Cypriniformes, Cobitidae. The record is from RefSeq and is a predicted model, not a curated record.